Microdochium trichocladiopsis is the source of this 2132-nucleotide messenger RNA. Its product is annotated as major facilitator superfamily domain-containing protein. Gene Ontology annotation, molecular function: transmembrane transporter activity. Gene Ontology annotation, biological process: transmembrane transport. Gene Ontology annotation, cellular component: plasma membrane. The record is from RefSeq and is a predicted model, not a curated record. The transcript has 4 exons. The coding region runs from base 164 to 1672 and encodes 502 amino acids. NCBI's taxonomy places the organism in Eukaryota, Fungi, Ascomycota, Sordariomycetes, Xylariales, Microdochiaceae.
GUAGCGUCCGCGCAAACUUAUAAACCAAUUUGCUCCGCGCUGGUUUUCCUCUCCUUCGCCCUCUUGCAAGCUUGAAUCGCCCUGUCGACACUCGUCGUGACCAUUUCCAGCGCGGCCGUCGCAAAUCAACCCAGAUCUCCGCGCCUAGACCCAGCGGCCCACCAUGACAGGGACUAAGGAGCACGUCCCGGCCUCCGACAGCUUCGGCGACGGUGUCGGCAAGUUCGACGAAGCGAGCAAUGACCGCUACGAUGUCGAGAGCCCCGACGUGGGCCCUCAGUGCCCCCCGCACACUACGCAGCGCAAACUCAUGUCCAAGAUCGACAGCCACAUCCUGCCCUUCAUCAUCGUUCUCUACCUCCUCGCCUUCCUCGACCGUGUCAACAUUGCCAAUGCGCGGUCCUUCAGCCUGGAAGCCGAUCUUGGCAUGGACGCUGGUGGGACACAGUACAACACUGCUCUCGUGAUUUUCUUCGUCCCAUAUGUCUUGGCGGAAAUCCCCUCGAACAUCUUUCUCAAGCGAUUUUCUCCAAAGGUCUGGCUGCCGGCGUGUAUGCUGGGUUUCGGUGUCGUGACGACGUGCCAGGGCCUGGUCCAGAACUACUCGGGCCUGCUCGCGACACGCUUCUUCCUGGGCCUGUUUGAGGCUGGCCUGUUCCCUGGCUGCUUCUACCUCCUCAGCAUGUGGUACAAGCGCGCCGAGGCGCAGAAGCGAUAUUCCCUCUUCUUCGCUUCCACGUCCCUGGCCGGUGCCUUUGGCGGCCUGCUCGCGUCGGCCAUUGGAAAGAUGGACGGCGUUCGCGGUUACCACGGCUGGCGGUGGAUCUUCAUCAUCGAGGGAGUUCUGACCUGCGUGGUUGCUUUCUUCUUUUACCCCUUCUUCCCCGAGUUCCCUGAGCAGGCCAAGUUCUUGACCGAUGACGAGCGCACGUUUGUGAAGCUUCGCCUGCAAGCCGACCAGGGCCACAACGCCGCUGAGCGCAGGACGAGCUUCCGCGACGUGCUCACAGUGAUGAAGGACUACCGCAUCUACCUCGGCGGGUUUAUGUACUUUGGCCUGAUCGUCCCGGCAUACGGAUACGCCUACUUUGCGCCUGCGAUCAUCUCGACCUACAACUACGACCCCAUCCAGACGCAGCUGCACUCGGUGCCGCCAUGGGCGGCCUCCUUUGGCUUCUCGCUCCUCAUUGCGGCUCUGUCGGAUCGCUUCCGGCACCGGGCUUUCUUUGCGCUCGCGCCGCUCGCCCUGGCCAUCAGCGGGUUUGCCAUCCUGCUGACCAUCCACAACAACACGCCUGUUCAGUACAUGGCGCUGUGCUUUGUCACGAUGGGCUGUUACGGGGCCAUGCCUAUCAUUAUUUGUUGGUUUGCGAUGAAUCUUGGCGGCCACCACCGGCGAGCCAUCGGCACGGCGUGGCAGGUUGGCUUCGGCAACAUAGGCGGCAUCAUUGCGACGUUUGCCUUCCUGGCCAAGGACAAACCCUUCUACCGCCCGGGGUACUCGAUCUGCAUCGGCUUCACGGUGCUCAGCGCGGUCGCGAGCACCAUCUACCUGCUGAGCAUCAUGCGGGAGAACCGGCGGCGGGCCAAGACGGUGACGGACGUGGGCAUGACCGAGUACGACAAGUCGGAGCUGGGCGACCUGAACCCGGACUUCAGGUACAUGUACUAGGUACGGCGAAAAGGCUGUGCGUGCAGACACAAAAGAAAAAAAAGCCCACUCUGGCGGCGUUGACUGAUGUCGAGGCUGCUCGGGUUGGCCUAAAAAUGCUUUUGUUGUUUCUGUCUCAUGGGAUUAUUGUCCACAUUCAGAGGAGGUGUGGCGGGCUGAAGUCGGGCAUCUAUGUACAGAAAAUGAGGUUACGACUUUUUGAUGAUGAGAAACUGCUGAAAUUUUUGGACACAAUAUACCCCACGAUCAAACUUGAUCAGUACAUUGUACAAGUCAUCGAUGCUCUCUCUCUCUUUGUGUGUGUGAAUAAUGAGCACAUGCAGCAUUUGCAAAGUGUCGAGAUGGUGGUGAUUGAUGGUGAUACAAUCAUCGAAGCAAAGUAUGCACACAUUGUGGAUCCGGGGAUCUUGCCGAGAACAAAACAAAGCUGGGGUCGAUUCUGACACAAAAAAAAAAAAGG